Messenger RNA from Esox lucius (northern pike), 531 nucleotides. Its product is annotated as semaphorin-4F-like. Gene Ontology annotation, molecular function: chemorepellent activity; semaphorin receptor binding. NCBI's taxonomy places the organism in Eukaryota, Metazoa, Chordata, Actinopteri, Esociformes, Esocidae. Gene Ontology annotation, biological process: semaphorin-plexin signaling pathway; axon guidance; negative regulation of axon extension involved in axon guidance. The coding region runs from base 1 to 531 and encodes 176 amino acids. The transcript is spliced from 5 exons. The record is from RefSeq and is a predicted model, not a curated record.
AUGGUGCUACAGUUCAUCAAGGAACACCCGCUAAUGAGUCAAACUGUGGACACAGUGCCCCUUCUGGUGAGGUGGGGAAUCACAUACACCAGGAUCACAGCUGCCAACAUGUCCAACAGUGACGCCGCUGUGCUAUACCUGGGCACGGAUCAGGGGGAGUUGCACAGCAUUUCUGUUGUCGGUCGUAACGUCACUCUGCUAAAGGAGAUCGCCAUCACAAACUUGGUGGAGCCCAUCAACAACAUCCUAAUACACCAGGGCCAUGCUUUGCUGGGCUCCCCCAUUGCUCUGUCCCGUGUCCUGGUGGAUGGGUGCACCAUGUACCCCACCUGUGAGGUGUGUGCCCGGGCACAGAGUCUAGGCUGUGUGUGGGACGCCAAGGAAAGAGCGUGUGUGGCAAAGUCUACACAAUCUCCAGUACAAAAUAAAUCAGAGGACCCUUUGAAGGCGUGUGGCACUGGAGAGGGGCGUUGUUCCCCUUUGGUGAAGGAGCUGCAUGUGAGAGCGGGUGCUGCACUCCUAGCGGGUUAA